CAGAAGAAAGCUCUGCUACUCCAUCAGUUCUUUUCUUUGCCCAGGAACAUGGCCAACAGGAAAGUAAUUGCAGUGUUCGGAGCAACAGGUGUUCCCACCGCAGAGCCUUUGUGCUGGCUGCUCCCUCACUGAGGAUGAUCUUUCCCAGGAUCUCAGGGUGGCUCUGUGGCCAAGGCCCUUUUGGAGAGCAAACAUUUUGCAGUGAGAGCACUGACGAGGGACGUGACUCGACCAAAUGCCCUAGCGCUCCAGAAGCUUGGCGCUGAGGUGGUAAAAGGUGACCUGAAUGACAAAGCGUCAGUGGAAGCUGCCUUAAAAGGAGCCUAUGGGGCCUUCAUGGUGACCAACUUCUGGGAGCAUUUCAGCAAAGACAAGGAAGUGUGUCAGGGAAAGAUGGUGGCAGAUACUGCCAAGCACCUGGGGCUGAAGCACGUGGUAUACAGUGGCCUGGAGAACGUGGAGCGGCUGAGUGGGGGCAAGUUGAAGGUGCCCCACUUCGAUGGGAAGUGAGAGGUGGAGGAGUAUUUCUGGUCCAUUGGCGAUCCCAUGACUAGCGUGUGCUUGGCAGCUUAUUUUGAAAACUUUCUCACCACUUGGAAGCCGUCGAAAGCCCCUGACGGAGAUUUCUACACCUUAGCACUGCCCAUGGGGGAUGUACCAAUGGAUGGUAUCUCUGUUGCUGAUGUUGGAGCAGUUGUUUCUAGCAUUUUUAAUUCUCCAGAGGAGUUUAUAGGCAAAGCUGUGGGCCUCAGUGCAGAAGCACUAACAACACAGCAAUAUGCUGAUGUUUUCUCCAAGAGUCUGGGCAAAGAAGUCCGAGAUGCAAAGAUCACCCCGGAAGCUUAUGAAAAGUUGGGAUUCCCUGCAGCAAAGGAAUUGGCUGAUAUGUGUCGCUUUUAUCAAAUGAAGCCAGACCGUGAUGUCAAACUCACCCACCGUCUAAAUCCCAAAGUCAGAAGCUUCAGCCAGUUUAUCUCGGAGAACCUAGGAGCCCUUAAAGACUUAUAGAAAAAUCAGCUGUUCAGACAGGCUUCGACCUCACAGCCUCUGUAAUCCUGUUCCUAUCUGUAGCACAACAUCCACAUUUAUUGAACAGAUAUGUUAGAAUGCAGUUAUUUGCAGACCCCUUUAAUCCUCUUUUUAGUAGGAAACAUUGCUUUAGUGAUUUGGCACAGUAUUGGAUUCACAUAAAAUUUUACAGCUUGUGAUUAAGGUGGUCCAACUAUUUGGUUAAAUGAAAGCACUUUCUUUCUUCCUUCCCACUGGGAAUGGAACCCAGUUCCUUGUGCAUGCUCAGCAUGCAUUCUACCACUGAACUAUCCCUCCUGCCCCCAUAUCACCUUCUGUAGCUUUCUCUUUCCAACAACCAAGUCACCUCAAAAAGCUCUGGCCUGAUGAACUUGGAGCAUCAUGAAUGGGAGGCCACUCAGCUUUCCCCUAGGAAGAGUGAUCUCAAGGGUCAGUUCUGAAAUUCCCCUAGGUGGCUCCACCUUCUCAAGUGUAUCACAAAAUUUUCUGUGAACUUUGAAGUAACUUGAAUUUUGAAACCAACAUCUUUGUAGAGAGUCUUCUGGGGAACAUGGUGUUUCAUGAACAAGCACAAGCUUUGGAAACUGAAAUUCAGUGUUGCUUCAGGGUUGGGAGUUUAUUCUCUGAUUCACUCAUUAAAGCCUCUAUUGCAUCAUCA
Molecule: messenger RNA, 1687 nt
Organism: Marmota flaviventris (yellow-bellied marmot)
Lineage: Eukaryota; Metazoa; Chordata; Mammalia; Rodentia; Sciuridae
Source: RefSeq, a predicted model, not a curated record